This is a messenger RNA of Drosophila willistoni, 837 nucleotides long. RefSeq lists its product as uncharacterized. The record is from RefSeq and is a predicted model, not a curated record. NCBI's taxonomy places the organism in Eukaryota, Metazoa, Arthropoda, Insecta, Diptera, Drosophilidae. Gene Ontology annotation, molecular function: nucleic acid binding. The transcript has a single exon. The coding region runs from base 1 to 837 and encodes 278 amino acids. Gene Ontology annotation, biological process: DNA integration.
AUGGGCAAUACGGAUUUUCUAAGUCGUUGUCCACUGUCAGCAGCAUCGGACCCUGUUAGCAUCGACGAUGUGCUUAUGAUCGAAUUAGCAGCAACGCCAAUCGUAAGUGAUGAGUCGAUUGCAGCUCAAACAUCGAAGGACCCCUUAUUGGCGAAGGUAUCAAACUGGGUGUUAAGGGGAUGGCCCGACAUGAAAUUGGAGCAGUCAGAUAAUGCUUAUCCAUACUUUUGCCGUCGGGAACAGCUCUCUACAAAUAGAGGAGUCUUGAUUUGGGGAAAUCGCGCCGUAGUUCCACCAAAAUCCAGAGAAACAAUUGUAGCUGCUCUACAUGCCGCUCAUCCAGGCAUUGUAAAAAUUAAGGCGUUAGCGCGUAGCUAUGUUUGGUGGCCAAACAUUGACGCAGAGAUUGAGCUCAUUGUUAAGAAAUGUAUUCCAUGCAAGCAGAAUCGUAACUAUCAUUCAGAGGCACCGGUGCAUCAUUGGGAGUCAGCCAAGCGGCCGUGGUCCCGUGUACACAUCGACUUUACGGGACCUUUUCAAGGAAAAACCUUUUUUCUGGUCGUCGAUUUUUACUCAAAAUGGCUAGAGGUUGCGGUUGUUAGCUCCACUUCUACAGCUGCUACAAUCAAAGUUCUCAGGCAACUCUUCGCUACGCAUGGGUUACCAGAUCAGUUAGUGUCAGACAAUGGCACAGCAUUUACCUCCGAGGAGUUCAAGUCAUUCCUCCACAACAAUCUAAUUCGACACAUUAGAUCGGCACUGUUUCAACCAACAACAAACGGCCAAGCAGAGCGAAUGGUGCAGACCACCAAAAACUACCUUAAAGUCCUACUUUGA